UUCCUAACGUCGGGGUGAAUGAGAAACGUUGUGCUCUGCAGGGAUGAAGAUGAUGGAAUGUAGCGUAUGGAUGACAGCGGUCCUUCUGUCGUUACACCUUUCAGAUCAUGUACUUGGGGAACAACUUCCCAACUGCAAAGACAGACCACUGUACAUCCAGCGUGUGUCUCUCCACAGCAGAGUGUCCAUCUCCUGCCCCAACACGACAGGGGAGGAUCUGAGCUUCCACCUGUCGUUGAACCAGUCCCUCGUUCACACCACAGUGCUCAAGAGGAACCAGAUCCACACCAGAACCAACCGAACCGACACCUGGGCCCAGUUCUAUCUAGUUGACCAAAAUCGGAACCAGAACUUGAUCAACCGCUAUGUGUUCACGGUCAACAGCACAGGCCUGUACACCUGCAUAGCGGAAAGGAUGAGGUCUCCUCUGCCUUAUCAAGAGGACUCUGUUCAGACUCUACUGAUUGAAGAGAAGCAGUGCUUGACACACCGAGAUCCACUGGCGAAUCAAGAUCAAGAUCCUCUGGCCAACCAGAAUUGUGCAGAGGUUUCUAAACCCCUCCCCCUGUGUCCAUUAUUGGUGGGAUGUGGGUUUCUUCUCUACAGCAUCAUCAUCACGAUCGUCGCCAUCAUCCUCUGGAGGAAGCUGAAGAAGGAAGUGUCUGUUCAGAGUGACUACUUGAACAUGAAGCCUGGAGAGAAGACGAGGCCUAAGAGAGUCCAGCAUCCAGUCACCAGGAGAUUCUGAUUCUGGUCAUUCCUAUGGUUGUGUACCAAAUGGCACCCUAUUCUAUAUGGCUCUAUGGCUGUGUACCUAAUGGCACCCUAUUCUCUAUGGUCCUAUGGCACCCUAUUCUCUAUGGCUCUAUGGCACCCUAUUCUCUAUGGUCCUAUGGUACCCUAUUCUCUAUGGCACCCUAUUCUCUAUGGUCCUAUGGUACCCUAUUCUCUAUGGCACCCUAUUCUCUAUGGUCCUAUGGCACCCUAUUCUCUAUGGUCCUAUGUCUGUGUACCUAAUGGCACCCUAUUCUCUAUGGCUCUAUGGCACCCUAUUCUCUAUGGUCCUAUGCCUGUGUACCUAAUGGCACCCUAUUCUCUAUGGUCCUAUGGCUGUGUACCUAAUGGCACCCUAUUCUCUAUGUCUUUAUGGCUGUGUACCUAAUGGCACCCUAUUCUCUAUGGUCCUAUGGCUGUGUACCUAAUGGCACCCUAUUCUCUAUGGUCCUAUGGCUGUGUACCUAAUGGCACGCUAUUCUCUAUGGCUCUAAUCCCCCCAAUGCACCAACAACCAAGAGAAUGAACCCCCACCCACAAGACCCCCCAAUGCACCAACAACCAAGAGAAUGAACCCCCACCCACAAGAACCCCCCCAAUGCACCAACAACCAAGAGAAUGAACCCCCAAGAACCCCCCAAAGCACCAACAACCAAGAGACUGAACCCCUACCCCCAAGAACCUCCCAAAGCACCAACAACCAAGAGAAUGAACCCUACCCCCAAGAACCCACCAAAGCACCAACAACCAAGAGAAUGAACCCCCAAGAACCCCCAACGCACCAACAACCAAGAGAAUGAACCCCUACCCCAAGAAGCCCCCAGUGCACCAACAACCAAGAGAAUGAACCCCGAUCCCGAGAACCCCCCAAUGCACCAGCAACCAAGAUAAUGAACCCCCACCCCCAAGAACCCCCCCAAUGCACCAACAACCAAGAGAAUGAACCCCACCCCAAGAAACCCCCAAUGCACCAACAACCAAAAGAAUUAACCCCUACCCCCAAGAACCCCCCCCCAAAGCACCAGCAACCAAGAGAAUGAACCCCUAUCCCCAAGAACCCCCAAAGCACCAACAACCAAGAGAAUGAACCCCCACCCCCAAGGACCCCCAAAGCACCAACAACCAAGAGAAUGAACCCCUACGCCCAAGAACCCCCAAAGCACCAACAACCAAGAGAAGGAACCCUUCAAUGCACCAACAACCAAGAGAAUG
Molecule: messenger RNA, 1986 nt
Organism: Oncorhynchus nerka (sockeye salmon)
Lineage: Eukaryota; Metazoa; Chordata; Actinopteri; Salmoniformes; Salmonidae
Exons: 4
Coding region: 44-748 (234 amino acids)
Biological process (GO): T cell receptor signaling pathway; regulation of T cell proliferation
Cellular component (GO): external side of plasma membrane
Source: RefSeq, a predicted model, not a curated record